This is a messenger RNA of Acanthosepion pharaonis, 1044 nucleotides long. Lineage: Eukaryota; Metazoa; Mollusca; Cephalopoda; Sepiida; Sepiidae. The record is from the annotation of a GenBank genome assembly.
AUGCUUGGCCUAAACCGAUGCCAGGCUCAGCCAUCGGGGAAACUCCAACAACCAAACGUGUUGUUUAUCCUUGCUGAUGAUUACGGCUAUCACGACAUCGGCUAUCACAACUCUGAGAUUAGUACACCAAAUCUGGACCGACUUGCUGCGGAAGGAGUGAAGCUUGAGAACUACUAUGUCCAACCAAUAUGUACCCCAACUCGAAGUCAGCUUAUGUCGGGCCGAUACCAAAUUCACACAGGUUUGCAGCAUGGCAUCAUCACAUCUCGACAACCGCACUGCCUGCCUCUUAACAAUCCAACACUUGCAAAUAAGAUGAAAGAAAGUGGAUAUAGCACACAUAUGGUUGGCAAAUGGCACUUAGGAUUUUAUAAAAAAGAAUGUUUGCCCACCAGUCGAGGAUUUGAUUCUUAUUAUGGUUACUUGACUGGCAGUGAGAAUUAUUAUACUCACUACUGCUGUGAUAUCUUUUGUGGCUUUGAUUUGCGGGACAAUCUUACAAAAGUUACUGACCAAAACGGGCAUUACUCAACUCACCUUUUUGCUCAGAAAGCGAUCGAAGUUGUUGAAAAACACAAUGAAAAGAAGCCACUGUUUCUUUAUGUUGCCAUGCAGUCAGUGCAUGCACCUCUGCAAGUUCCAGAUAAAUAUUUACAACCGUAUGAGUUUAUAGAAAACAAACACAGACGAAUAUAUGCAGGAAUGACCACAUGUAUGGAUGAGGCUGUUGGAAAUAUAACUGAUGCCUUCAAAAGACGUGGACUCUGGAAUAACACUAUCUUGAUUUUUUCAACAGACAAUGGUGGCCAGAUAUUAGAAGGUGGUAAUAACUGGCCCCUUCGAGGAUGGAAAGGAUCUCUGUGGGAAGGAGGACUACAUGGUGUCGGAUUUGUAACAAGCAACCUCCUUAAGCAAAAAGGUGUCAUUUCAAAAGCUCUGAUUCAUGUGUCUGAUUGGUUUCCUACAUUGAUUGGCUUAGCAGAUGGAUCUUUGAAUGGCACCAAGCCAUUGGAUGGUUUUGACCAAUGGAAAACUAUAAGGUGA